AUGAUAAAUAUGAACAAGCAUGCAUAUCAGGAAGGAAAAUCAACAGAAACAACUCUUGACGAAGUAGUUCAGAAACUCUCCAUGAGUACUAGAGAGACUGCAUUAGCAGCCGUUCUAGAUAUAGAAGGUGCAUUUAAUAAUGCGCUACCAAAUUAUCUUUAUGAUGCAGGAGUAUCAAAAGAGAUAUCCGCUACCGUAUACAAUUAG
Molecule: messenger RNA, 207 nt
Organism: Diabrotica balteata
Lineage: Eukaryota; Metazoa; Arthropoda; Insecta; Coleoptera; Chrysomelidae
Source: the annotation of a GenBank genome assembly